AAAGCAAAUAUUCCUUUCCCCGAUAAUUAAUCCAAUAAGGCGGCAAAAAUCCCCAAUUCAAUGACGGCGACUCUCCCCAUUUCCCCUUUUGCCCCUCUCUACCGCCUUCCCCUUUCGCUGAAACCCUAAAUUCCCUCGUGCCCUCUCAGAUUUCGUCACUCCAUACGUCAUUCAAUUUCUGCGCUAUUCAUUGAAUGCGGUCCAUUUCAUAGGGUUGGAAUAGCGUAGCUGUCUUCGCCGGGGAGGGGGGGUAAUGGAAGAGCCCGGGCAGCUCAAGCGGGCCUUUAUUGAUGGCACGGCGGGUUUAAUCGCCGGUGGGAUUUCCCGGACUGUUACUUCGCCGCUUGACGUUAUCAAGAUUCGAUUCCAGGUUCAAUUGGAGCCUACAUCUUCAUGGGCUUUGGUUCAUCGGAAUUUGUCUGGGCCGUCAAAAUAUACCGGGAUGUUUCAAGCCACAAGGGAUAUUUUUAAAGAGGAAGGCUUACCGGGUUUUUGGCGAGGCAAUGUUCCAGCUCUACUUAUGGUUAUGCCGUAUACCGCAAUACAGUUUACUGUACUACACAAGUUGAAGACAUUUGCCGCUGGUUCUUCCAAGACAGAGGAUCAUGUUCAUUUAAGUCCUUACUUGUCCUACAUCAGUGGGGCAUUAGCAGGUUGUGCGGCUACUGUCGGAUCAUACCCGUUUGAUCUUCUAAGAACCUUGCUAGCUUCACAGGGGGAACCUAAGGUGUAUCCAACUAUGAGGUCUGCAUUUGUCGAUAUAGUUAAAACUCGUGGAUUUCGAGGAUUGUAUGCUGGAUUGUCACCAACACUGGUUGAGAUUGUUCCUUAUGCAGGCUUGCAAUUUGGUACCUAUGACACAUUUAAGCGCUGGACCAUGAUGUUGAACCAGUUUAGAUCGUCUAGUGCAGACUUAUACAGUACAGAUAAUAGUCUCACAAGCUUUCAGCUUUUCCUCUGUGGUCUGGCUGCUGGGACAUGUGCCAAACUUGUCUGUCAUCCACUUGAUGUGGUCAAGAAAAGAUUCCAGAUUGAAGGACUACAGAGGCACCCAAGAUAUGGGGCUCGAGUAGAGCACCGUGCCUACAGCAAUAUGGUUGAUGCUUUGCGACGAAUAGUGCAGAAAGAAGGCUGGGCUGGUCUUUAUAAGGGAAUAGUCCCAUCAACGGUCAAAGCUGCUCCUGCUGGUGCAGUGACAUUUGUGGCUUAUGAAUAUACAUCCGACUGGUUAGAGUCCAGAAUAACUUGAAUCUAACCAUUCCCUACUUGCAAAAAUUAAUUUUUGGAUCAUGUGAUUCUUUUGUCAUCGGAAACGUUACAAGACCCUCUCGUUGAAGGAAAGGAAGGGGGCACAUUGUUUAGUCACACCUACAGGCUUUAAGGUUGUAAGCAGAUAGCAGAGUGGUUGAGAUGUAAACCAUAAAUUUUUGUAGCAACAUUUGGACUCAUAAUUUAAACUUUACUCCCCAGAAAGAACUGGUUACUACA
Rosa rugosa (rugosa rose) is the source of this 1488-nucleotide messenger RNA. RefSeq names its product mitochondrial thiamine diphosphate carrier 2-like. The record is from RefSeq and is a predicted model, not a curated record. Bases 254 to 1249 code for a protein of 331 amino acids. The transcript is spliced from 7 exons. Gene Ontology annotation, biological process: thiamine pyrophosphate transmembrane transport. Gene Ontology annotation, molecular function: thiamine transmembrane transporter activity. Gene Ontology annotation, cellular component: mitochondrial inner membrane. NCBI's taxonomy places the organism in Eukaryota, Viridiplantae, Streptophyta, Magnoliopsida, Rosales, Rosaceae.